Messenger RNA from Serendipita indica DSM 11827, 2250 nucleotides. NCBI's taxonomy places the organism in Eukaryota, Fungi, Basidiomycota, Agaricomycetes, Sebacinales, Serendipitaceae. The record is from the annotation of a GenBank genome assembly.
AUGCCGCCGCCGACGCAGUUUGACCCAUGGCUCGCUAGUCGUCGUUUUGGAAUUGUAAUUGAUGCAGGAUCCUCUGGAUCUCGCAUUCAGCUGUACAGUUGGCGGGACGCGAGGAUUGUACAGACAGAACUCUCUCCAGCUGGCCUGGCGACAUUGCCAAUCGUCGAAACGGCGACAAAGGACCCUGAAGAUUCAAUACGCAAGAUUGAGCCAGGGCUCUCUACCUUUGGCACCGACCCAGAGGGAAUCUUUGAAUACCUGAAACCCCUCAUUCAGCACGCAAAAGCAGAAAUUCCUCCCCAUCUUCAUGCCGAGACUCCACUCUUCUUGCUCGCCACCGCUGGCAUGCGGCUUUUGCCCAAACCACAACAAGACGCGGUCCUACGCAAAGUCUGUCAGUACUUCCGAGACUAUACGACCUUUAAAGUUGAACGGACGAGCCCACUCGGACACUGUGGAUCGAGCGUCCGGAUAAUAUCUGGCGAAGAAGAGGGCUUAUUUGGAUGGAUAGCUGUGAACUAUCUAAUGGAAGCAUUCUCUAAUGGCUCAAAGGAUGCCAACACGUAUGGAUUUCUGGAUAUGGGCGGUGCAUCUACGCAGAUUGCCUUUGAGCCCAGAGACCAGACAUCCGACCUAACAAGGGUUCGUUUGAGACUUCUCAACGGCAAAGAUAUUACGCACAACGUCUUCGUCGCAACGUGGCUGGGUUAUGGUACCAACCAGGCCCGAGCACGCUACGUCGGAAAUCUGAUUGAUACCGUCGAAGAAAAGGAGGGACACCACGAUUCUAUAAUUCCGGAUCCAUGUCUUCCUCGAGACUUGAAGCGCGCAGAGUCCUCGACUCGAAACAAAGCCGCCAGUCCACAUUCGCAUAAAACCCACACUCUCGUUGGCACUGGGAACUUUACUCAGUGUCUUGAGCAAAGUGCUCCACUUCUCAACAAAAACGCUCCUUGCCAGGAUAUUCCAUGUCUGUUUGGAGGGAAGAAGACGCCGACGAUCGACUUCUCCGUUUCUCGCUUCGUCGGAGUCUCAGAGUACUGGUACUCAUCGGAACAGAUCUUCAAUUUGGGGGGCGCAUACAACUUUGUGCAGUACGAACAAGCCGCGACCAAGUUCUGCGGACAGGAGUGGCGUUCCAUCCUGGCACACCACGAGUGGACAAAGAAAAAGGGAAGGCUUGGUGGCGACGGAGAAAUUGAAGAGGACGGAAAAGUGGUCGGUCUCGGAGUUUGGGGCUCAACUGUCGAAACUCACCGACUGGAGCUGCAAUGUUUCAAGGCUGCCUGGAUUGUCAACAUUCUACAUGAAGGAUUUGGAAUGCCUCGUGUAGUUGAUCCGGGAGGAAACUCUACAGAUACCAGCGCGGUCAAUCAUGUCGACCACAGUGCUGAAGGAAAGGGGUUCAAGCGGCCACUUUUCCAGAGUGCCGAUAGUAUUGGGGAUACUGCCAUAACGUGGACCCUGGGCAAGAUGGUCAUCGAAGCGAGCAAAGAGAUUAAAUCUACGACAGGGGACGACACUCCCAUCAUGGAUCCAUUGCAGUCUCAACCCGACUUUGAUCGGAUGCCCACGUCACAAAGUGGUCUACUGGACUACUAUGGGAGAAAAUGGUCACAUCGACUUCCGACAUCACUACAGGGCGAAAUGAUGGGUGUCCCGAUCAUUGUGGUCCUCAUCUAUAUCGCUAUGCUCGCCAUUCUGGCAUUCAUCUACCUCAAACUGAAGAAACGACUGCGCAUGACGUUUCGACGCUUUCUUCGACAGACAGGUCUCCGGAUAGAGCGGGACGAUGCCAUGGAAAUGCAAUAUACAAAUGGCUCGUCAUAUUCACCCAUUUCUCCAGUCGCAGGCGGUAGUAUGGCAUUGUCACUGCGUCGCUUCGCAGCAUCCAUUAUGUCAGCACUACAACCAUCACAACGACAUCCCAGGCCGCCUUCAUAUUACCCAGAUGGGGAUCACUCUGAUGCCUACCCCCGUGCUAAUGGCACAGUUUCACGGAAUCCAAAUACUUUUUCUGAAGCUCGCUACUCGGAGUCCUCGAGGGGCUCUUCUCCUCCACGCUCUUUGACUGGUCGUCGGCCCGCUGACGAGAUUCGCGGUGCUAUACCGGCCAAGGCACUCUAUAAUAGUCUCUCUUCACUAACUCGAACUCAAAACUCUAGCUCGUCUCUUAGUUUGUAUCCCCGCUCCACAGCCUCGUCGUUACUUUCAAGAAGUGGGGCACAAACACCUGUAGGCGAUAGUUGA